Vanrija pseudolonga is the source of this 609-nucleotide messenger RNA. RefSeq lists its product as uncharacterized. The transcript is spliced from 2 exons. The record is from RefSeq and is a predicted model, not a curated record. Lineage: Eukaryota; Fungi; Basidiomycota; Tremellomycetes; Trichosporonales; Trichosporonaceae. Bases 1 to 609 code for a protein of 202 amino acids.
AUGCUGCAGACCGUCGUUCCAAUGAGCAAGAAGCUUCCGUGCCGUCUGACAGCAACUGACACUGGCUGUGACGACGCGAAAGGAGACAUGGACAACCACGCCGCCACCCCUGGCCAGAACGGCACCCCAGUCACCAGUGGCUCGCACAACGUCAACCUCCACGUCGGCAACCACCUCCACUCGGCCGCGGCGGCUGCGGGCACCGGCAUGCAGCAGGGCGGCAACGGCUACGACGAAGCCGCGCACCACCAGGCCUUCGAGGAGGCGUUCCACUACAUCGUCGACGAACUCAAGCCCAUCAAGACCACGAUGAUCAAGCAGAUGAAGGACGAGCGCAAGACUCUCAUCGCCGCGCCGAUGCUCUUCUGCCCCGAGCAGCUUUACGAGAGCCACCGCCGCCGCUUCCGCCUAGACGACCAGGGCAACAUCUCCGCCGCGCUCUCGACCGCCUACGAAAUCUACAAGGCCAACAUGGAGGAGUACAACCUCGGUGUCGGCAUUCUUGGUGGUGGUAUGGCCACCUACGAGGACUUCCAAGGCUGUUGCAUUGACCGCUUUGACGACUACGUCAACCACUACCUCAUGAAGAUCGUCUACCCCGCGGCUUAG